ACGUUAUAGCACGACACGUGAAGGUGCAUUACAACAAGUAGUAGCGCGAAAACAUUCAAAACGUUACCUCGCUCGAAUUACCGUCUCUUCAGGAUGAUUGCUCGCGUUCGGAAGAAAUUCAUUUUGGGUUUCUUGGGGAUUUUGUGCGGUUUGGCGUGUUGCCAACAGGAAAAUGACACGGUGGUGAUGAAAAUCAGGAAAGAUGUGGAAAACGUACACCCCAGGAUGAUGAUCAGCCGAUAUAAUAUAGAUAUGAAAGAAAAGAAUAAGAGGAAAGAUCUCAACGACACGCAAAGUACUAACAAUGAAACGAGUAAUAAAGAUGGACCAGAUCAAAGGAAUCAAAAAUUAUACUUUCCUCACAACCUUGAAGUGGUCAGUGACAUUUUGACAAAAUUGCAGAACAAAGAAUGCGUCGCAGCUAGUACUCGAGUUUUGGAAUCUAUGACCAGGCAUGAAAAAUGGGCUAUGGAAAUGUUUGAUUCAUUUGCAAAAUUUCCAACGGGAAUAUUGUACGGGAACUACUACCAGAUGGGUAACUAUGACGAAUGCGUUGAAGCAAGAAAGGAAGGAAAUUCUUUGGAAUCCACUAUACAGGGGCAAUACUGCCUAACGGAGAUCAAUCUCAAGCCAAAACGUGGAAAUGAAGGUAGAAGCAUUCGACAGGUGCAAAAAGGAAACUCUGUGAUAAAAGAUAGGUACGCCUAUAACAAUACUAUUCUACACUGGGGCAUCUGUCUACCAUCAUCAUGUUUGACUGAAGAUGCUGAAAUUUUUACAAGAGAGAUAUUUGCUUCUGCUGCAGAAAACUUUGAGGUUGUUGAGGUUAUUGUAAAAGCAGAUAAAUGCACUGCGAAAGUAUCAUCUCCGUUUACGAAUUCAGAAAUCAUAUAUGGGUGCAUAGUUGGAUGUUUUUUGAUACUCACAUGUCUAGCUACAACUAUUCACUAUUGGUUUUUGAGAAAAACGAGAAAUAGUUCACCUUACAAUGUUGAAGUAGUGAAGGAGACGCAAUCAAAUAAUGUCCUAAGAGAAAUAGUUUCAUGUUUUUCGAUCAUACACACCGUUGACAAAUUUUUACAGACUAAACCCAACGAACUCAAUUUGGAAUGCAUCUGUGGAAUAAAGUUUUUAUCGAUGAGUCUCAUCAUUGUUGGACAUUCUCUGACAUUUAUCUUCGGCGGACCCAUUGAAAAUAAGAAUGCAUUCGAAGAGUUAGUCACCAAACUUGAAAAUGCACCUUUCUCAAAUAAUCCACUAUUGGUAGACACAUUUUUAUUAGUAAGUGGUUUCCUAAUGUGUCGACUAUUAUUACUGGAAUUGGAAAAGAGGAAAGGCAAAAUAAAUAUUAUUAUCUUGUAUAUAGCUAGAUAUAUCAGAUUGACUCCUGCAUACGUGGUAGUUAUAGGAUUAUAUUCAACAGUUUUGUACAGGGCAGGUUCCGGCCCAUUAUGGGAAUCCAGAGUAGGAUUGGAAAGGGAUAGAUGUUUGAAGUCGUGGUGGACAAACGUGUUGUACAUAAAUAAUUAUGUGAACACCGACAAUUUGUGUAUGUUUCAAUCUUGGUAUCUGGCAGUGGAUUAUCACUUAUUUAUUAUUGCACCAUUUAUUAUCUAUCCCAUAUGGAGAUGCAGAAGAUUGGGCGAAAUACUGUUAUUUGUGUGUAUAGUUAUUUCAACAGCAGUUCCUUUCUGGAUCACUUAUAAGGAACAGUUGGACCCCACACUGAUGGCAUUUCCUCCGGAGUUGGAGGACAUUUCCAACAAUUUCUACUUCCUAAACUUCUACAUAAAGACACACAUGCGUGCUAGUUCCUAUUGCAUAGGUAUCUUUUUCGGCUACUUGGUACAUAAGUUUCAAUCCUCCGGGAUGAAAUUGAAUUAUUACGCCAAUCUAUUAGGCUCAAUGGUGGCAUUAUUUCUAGGCAUAGUUUCCAUGUAUUCCAUAGUGAUAUUUUAUAAUCCCGAACAUGUUGUCAAUACUUUAGAGAACGCCUUGUACGCGUCAUUGCAUAGAGUUGCUUGGUGCAUCGCCAUUGGAUGGGUACUUCUUGUUUGUAUAACAGACAAUGCAGCAAUGAUUAAUAAAUUUUUGUCCUAUAAAUUCUUUAUACCAGCCAGUCGGUUGACAUACUGUGCAUACCUAGCAAAUGGUAUAAUCGUAGUAUAUAAUAUAGGUGUUCUGAGACAACCAACAUAUCUCAGUAAAUAUGAAUUGGCUUGCAAAACCUUUGGCCAUGUAGUAUUGACCUAUGCUUUGGCAUUUAUUCUUUGUAUCAUCUUCGAGUCACCAAUUCACGGAUUAGAAAAGAUAUUGUUGAAAAAACAUGUCAAAGAGCACAAGCCAAAUCCAGCAUCAAGAACUUCGGAUUAAACAUUAUCAUAAUUUGUACAUAGUGUAUUAUUUAAUAUUUGGUAAUUGAAAGAUGAUUUUCUAAUUAAAGUACUCAAAAUAAGAGAAUGUGUUUUAUUGAAACAUACAACAAAAAUAUAAAUAAAUAAUAAAAAUAUUCAUUUGGGUUUGCUUUGAACAAGUAACAUAGUGUAAUUUGGAUCACAAAAUAUUUCCAUAAGAGCAGGUUCGAGGAGAGCCUUUAUAUGUUUAUCUUCAUAAGUGCCAAGACACUCUAGGCACUGACUACUGAUUAUUCAUUUAUAUUUAGCCACCCCACUUCAGUAGAGUUUAAAAUCAUAGAUAGCAAAAAUCUUUGAAUAGAAAAGUUCCAUGGUUAUUCUUGAACCAUCAUAUCAUUCUGUCAUUAAACAUCUCAUAACAGAUAGGUGAAUGAGCAUCACAAAUUGGAAAUAGAUAAUAACAUCAGUUUUUGAAAUAAAACACCCAAUAUAUUAUUUCAUAUUGGAUAAGACAAUUCUAGGUUUGAUUGGAGUAUACUAUUAGUUUUUUUUGGGUAUUUUUUUUACUAGAAUCCACAGGGGGGGAGGUCAACAUAUAGAUGAAAACCUUGUAGAAGAUGAAACACUCUCUGUUACCUGUGAUUCAAUAAACUUUCAACUUAGUUUGAAAUGAAUGGAUUUUGAAUGCCAUUAGACUAUUGAAUUUAGUUCUGAAAACUUUGGGAUAAUACCUACAAUUAAAGCUAGCUUGGCUGAAUUUUCAAUACUCUUAGUUUCUAUCUCACUAUCUGUGUCA
This is a messenger RNA of Phaedon cochleariae (mustard beetle), 3150 nucleotides long. The record is from the annotation of a GenBank genome assembly. Lineage: Eukaryota; Metazoa; Arthropoda; Insecta; Coleoptera; Chrysomelidae.